AUGUCCUCGCCCUUCCCCCAGCUCCUGCGCAGAGCCAACAUUGCCACCUACGACCCCCUCAUCACCCGCAUCUACACCACCACCCCCUCCUCCCAAACCCGCCACGCCGACUGGGGCCUCAAGUUCCCCGUCCACCGCACAAAAGGCCCCCGCUACAUCAAGUUCUCCUCGCUCGAUGCUGGGCCGGGGUACGACCUCGACUGGCGCUCGGCCGAGCGGGAGGCGCGGUUCAUGGAAGCGUGGGGCAGCGGGAGGGUGAGGUGGGAUGCGAAGGAAAAGGCGCCGAGAGAGUUUAGGCGCUCGGCGGCGGGGGCGGGGUAUGGGUAUGGGGGGGCGGAAGAUUGGGAGACGGCGUCGGCGAUGGUGGAGAAGGUUGUGGAAAAGGAAGAGUGGGUGCGGGAUGUGGAGAGUCUGAGCGAGGAGGCGUUUGAAAAGUACCUCGACACGGUGAGGGGCGAGCGAAAGAGGUUUUUGGAGGAGAGGCUGGAGGGGAUGGCGGAGACGACCAAGGAGACGCUCGUCUUGCCUGAAGACAAGACGCUUGUGCACUUGUCCACCGGGGGCAAGGUUCGUCUGCACUCCAUCUCGAGCCUCGAGUCGUCCAUCCACAAUGCCAACCGCGCCUCGACGACCUCGCAAAAGAUCCUCUCUGUGCCCCACCCUCUCCGCGGUAUGACCUACGCCAACCUGCCUCCGAACCCGAACGAUUUCAACCCCACGACGUCUUUCCCUGGGCACGCUCUGAACCCCGUCAGCGCUAGCAACGCAAACAAGGGGAGCAGGGUCGACAUGGGCGGGUCGACAAACAGGCCUCUUGUCGUCAGCGCCGCAGGCGUGACGGGCCUCACCACUCGAUCGAGCUACCACCCCGAUUUCGCGACAAACCAAGAACAAACCCUCGUCGACUUUUCCCGCCAGACGCCCGAGCACGGGCGGGGCAGGUUCAAAGCUGUCGAUGCUAGGGCGACGGGGAGCCCCACGGUUCUGGCUUUGGCAGAGUCGGGCGCGGGGGCGAGGUGGACGAGGCGGAGGGGCGGAGCGGGUGGGGCGGCGCCGUCGCCGCUUGAUUCGGCGCAUUUCGAUAUCAACUUUGCCAUCCUCCGUCCUUCAUCGUCUUCUGCCAACAUCGGUACCCCCGACUGGCUCCUCGCCGAAGAACAAAAGCAGGCCGCAGCCAGCACGGGGCCCAUCCUCGGCGCGUCCAGGAGCGAGCGCAGACUGGGCCAGGCGGGAGACGUGUUGAGGACGCAGGAGCAGCAGCAGGAGGGGAGGGCGGCGAUGAGGAAGCAGAGGACGGAUGCGUUGAGUGCGAUUAGGGGGAUUUUGGCAAAGCAUAGGAAGGAGGAGUAG
This is a messenger RNA of Cryptococcus wingfieldii CBS 7118, 1350 nucleotides long. RefSeq lists its product as hypothetical. The record is from RefSeq and is a predicted model, not a curated record. The transcript has a single exon. The coding region runs from base 1 to 1350 and encodes 449 amino acids. NCBI's taxonomy places the organism in Eukaryota, Fungi, Basidiomycota, Tremellomycetes, Tremellales, Cryptococcaceae.